Messenger RNA from Astrephomene gubernaculifera, 7204 nucleotides. NCBI's taxonomy places the organism in Eukaryota, Viridiplantae, Chlorophyta, Chlorophyceae, Chlamydomonadales, Astrephomenaceae. The record is from the annotation of a GenBank genome assembly.
UAUUCUUGCCUCGUACAGAAACUGCUGUACUGUUUACACAGUACAGCCUUUAAGCACCACCAUGGCGUGAACCUGUAGGAGGAACUCUAUCAUUCAUUUUCCAUGUAUGCAGUGAAAACACACGAAUAUAUUUACGUAUUACCGAGUUCCGAUACUUUGCCUCAGGGCUGGCUCCAGACAUACUACAUACUGCAUACAUCAUAUGGCAGGUUUACUCCCUGAUAAUUCCUUACAGCACUGUUGCUCUCCAGGGCUUUCCCUGCUGCCUACAUCUUUGCGUCUUUUGGAGCGCCUUCAUGGCAGCAGCAGUGCCCCAGCCCUCGUAGUUACGCUAAGGAAUCUUGAUAGCUCGGGGACCGGCCCUCACCGGCAAGGCCAGCGCAAUGGCGGGCCCUGCGGGACAUUAUGCAUUCUCUGGGCGAAUGCCUCAGCCAUAAAAGUUACAAAGCAGAUACGCCAUAGCGAAGUAGAAGACCUUUCUGCCUUGUCUCUGCUGUUAGAGGCGGAUGCGGAACUCUGCGGCAAUGUGCAUCGUCAGCUUGGCAACUUACAGCGGGGCGGAGCGUGCGCAGCACCCAUAACUGUACCCUAUCAACCUCAUCGCCUUCCUUUUCGUUCCGAUGGCAAGCGGGCAGGGAUGUCCGUGGCUGAGCCGUAUCAGGUUUCCUUCCUGCCCUGCAUAGUCGAAGCAGAAGACAGUACUGCUCCGGUGUCGCUGCGAUGCUGCUUUCCUUGGGCCAAUUCCCGUUCACCUACUCGUAAAAGAGAUAUUGGCUCGGCUUCGUGCUUGCCGGGCAGCAUUGAAGCUGGCAAGCCGUUGCCCGCGCUGCUCCUCCACUUCAAUCCUGCUCGGACCUCGCCACAGGAGCCGUCCAUCCCAACCACCCUUUCCAUGCCUUUCCACACUCCCAGCGCACCCGCUGCCACAACAGACGCCCCCAUCGGCCCUUCUUCCGACAGUCACCUCCUUUUUUCCUCGCUAUCUACUUACUCAUCACCCGCGCACAUCAGCAACCAGCCUGCGAAACGGGCCGCGCCGCCACGGCAAAGCGCAGAGAACGCGGAGGUGGUCGCGGCGGUGCUAGUGGACACGUCGACUGCCGCCACCGCAUCGCCUGCCAACACAUGCGCGGCUGCUGCCAGCUGCACGCCGCCUGCAAACCCGGAGCCCGACGUCAGCGGCUGGUGGCGCCAAAGCUGCCUGGUGCUGAGCGCGCUGCCGGUGUCCGUGACCGUGUUCAGCAGAGAUGACGGCCAAGUGCUAUUCCAGAACGCCGCAAGCAUUGAGUUCUUUGGCGACAGAUGCAAGGCGGCAAGUGCCGCCACAACCACCGCCACGGGCGCCACAACGACAGUGGCACAACUGCCACCUGAUGGUGGCAAUCGUAUCCGAAACAGCACCGCCACGACUGUCGUCACCAUAACCACAACCUCCACCACCGUCGCUGCCGCAUCCGCAAACGGCGGCGCCCGCAGCCUCAAAGCUGGCGGUGGUAGUUUGCUGUCGCGGAUGAUAAGCUCUGGUAGCUUCAUUUGCAGGAGCAAAAAGAGGCCGGUCGCUCUCGUGUCCGCUGCUGGCGGCGCUGCACCCGCUGCAGCCACUGCUGCUGCCCGCACCAGCGGUGCCGCAGCUGACGGUGACAGCGGGUAUAACGAUGGCGACAGGGGCGCUUGGACGUUGCCGACCAUGGUUACACCGGAGGGCGGCGUUAGCGGCGGCGGUGGUAGCGGUGGGUAUGGUGUCGUUGAAAUUUACGAGGGUAGCGGUGACGACAGCGGCAGCGGCGGCGGUGUCGGCCAAGUUGGCGGCCUUAUCCUCGCCGAAUUGUUUUGCAUGGAGCCGGGCAAGCUGAUGCAGAUGUGGUCGGCGACGGCGGCGGAGGGCGGUGUGUGGCAGGGUAUCGUGCGGGUGCCCAAGUCGCUCAAUGCCGACCUCGUCAGCAGCGUCGCACCCCCCGAGGCGGGUGUGCUGCUUGCCGCGGCCGCUGCCACACCGCCAGCAGCAGCGCCGCAGGAGGACGGGGAAGCACCCUGCAUGCCAGCCGUCCCUGUGGCUGUCCCCGCUCCUGACACCGUGGCGACUGAGGUGGCGGCAUCAGGAGCAGCUGUAGCAGCCUGCCGUACCACUCAGCACCAGGAUCACCAGCAGCAGCAGCAGCAGCGGCACCAAACCCUCUCUUCGGAAGGGCCAGCAGCAGGAGCCGCCGCAGUCGCAAGCGCCGGAUCAUGGGAGCAGGAGUCGCUGCUGAUGGCCCUGGCGCGCUCCCCGGGCUCCCCUCCGGCGCUCCCAUCCGUGCUGCGGCUGGCCUUGCUCACCGGAACCAUCCCUGCCGCAACCGCCACCGCUGCUGCUGCUCUUGCUGCUGCUGGCUCCUCGGAGCCCGAUCAGCAGCCCGCGCAAGAGCAGCGGCCUGCAGAACUGAUGCGGCUGCAGUCCACCGCCCCCGGCAUGCUUGCUGGAGGGGCGUUGUACGGUGACGGGGCGAAACAGGUCGUCACGUUGGCCUCGCCCACCUUACCAUCACCUCCUACUGCCGCUGGUACUGCAGGCUGUGUCGCUGCUUCUGUAGGCGCUUCUUCCUCGGCGCCCUCCUCCGCCGCCAUUGCGCGUUGCGCCAAGCUCGCAGUCCCAGUGAUUGACGAUGGCGCCAGUCGCGGCGGCCGGGCCACAUUGGUGGUGGGCGCAGGUGCUGCAGCCUCUAACCCCGCCGCCGCUAUUGCCGGCCGUUCCGUCACUACUGUAGGUACUGGCGUGGGUGGCAAAGAAGCCCUCGCGCAGCGCCCCGCUUCCGGGCCGCAUGAGCCCCAGGCUAGGGGCGGUGCAGGGCCCAGCAGCGGCUCUCGCAAGCGCGUCUUGAUGUCGCCGCUACGGAGCUUCCGCUCCUUCACCGCGGAUGUGCGGAUGCGCAUCAGCACCGGCUGGGGCGCCAAGUCGUCGCCGACAGGGCAGUCGCCGCCGCCGCCACAGCAGCAGCAGGGCCAACUGCAGCAGGGGCAGCAGGACCUGCUUUUGCAGCAGAACCUGCAGCAGCUAAGGCAGCGCCUCAUGCUCAACAACGGAGGGCUGGGAAGAGGAGGAGAAGUGGUCCGCGCAGGUGGAGGCGGUGGUGUGGCCGGCGUGACCGGUAGGGCCAUGUCCAUGACGGUCGGGACGACGGGAGGCCUCAGGGAUGCGGCAGCAGGAGUGGGGCCCGCUCAGCAACAGCCGCAGCAGCAGCCGCGCAGCGCCACUGCCACCAACCGGCAGCUCAGUGCUCGGCGGCGUGGCCCCUUGAAGCAGUGGUCGUCCGUGAACACCCUGAGCACGAGCACAUGGCAGGUUGCUUUCGAGCACCCUGACAUGGUUGUGGGCAGCGGAAACAGCUUCGCCAGCAACCGCCCAAGCACCACAAACAACAUGACUUGUGACGGUGCCGCUGUCGCCGCCAACGGCGAUCGCGUGCCGGCUGGCGCCGCUGGUGGCGGCGUCAACAUGCCGCCCACGAUGGCAAGGCGAAAGACUACUUCGUUAAUUGCUUUUCCCACGCCGGACGUUAGUACGGCGGCGGCAGAGGCAGCGGAGGCAGACGACAUGCUGCCGCUGGGGUAUAUUGUGGCGGAUUCGUCGUACGAUUGGAAUGGUGGUGGCGGCGGAGGUGGAACGUCGGCGACGAGCCCCCGAGCGGCAGCGGACUGCUCCGACCCGGCUACCGACAAGCUGACGGCGUUGCCGAGUAACACGCUGUUCGCAACAGCGUACAGCAGCCGCGCUGCCGGCGUAGGCGGCGGCGGCGCCCUUGGCGCAAGUGGCUUCACCGUUGACAGCUACUUUUUGAGCUUUGACAACAACGGCGCUGCUGGUGGAGGAGGUAACGGCGGUGCUGCGGCUUCUGCUGCCGUGGUGACGCAUGGUGGUAACGGCACCGGUGAAGGCUCUGCGCAUGGGGCGCCCCCGGCACCGCUUCACAACGCCAGUCCCUCUGCCGCCAACCGCUCGCAAGUUUCUCAUACGGCGGAGCUGUCGCGCUUCUCCCGGCGUUUCAGCAUGGACUCGAACCUGACAGCUGCACUGGCGCCAAACGCCCCAGCUCAGGAAUGCGGCGGCGGCGGUUUUGCUAGGGGUGCCAGCGGCGGAUGCAGCGGCAGCGUUACCGUCAAUGGCAUGCCAAUGGCGCCGGCAGUGUCCUCUCGCGUUGUUGCGUUCGCCGCGUCGCUUCGUAACGCUCCUGUUCUGCCCAAAUCGACGGCGACGGCGUCGGGAGCCUCGAACCUGCGGCCGUACGCCAGUCGCUCGCACGCGCAAUUCAUGCAAAUGCGUGUCGGCUCGGAGCGCCGAUUGCUGACCGAGGCGUCGUUCAGUGCGCCCGGGCCGCGGUCCGCAAGCAUGACGGCAGCGACUGGCGGAUCCAGCCUCCGCGCCGCCGCCGCCUCGACGGCGUCUGUCGGCAUUGGCGGCGUCGGCGUCGGCCGCCAAGGAAGCGGCAACAGCCAUUUGCGCCCUGCAUCAAGGGGCCUACUCCUCUCGUCUCGGCAUAGUGCUGCUGAUGCCGAGGGCUACAAUGGCGGCGGCAGAAUCACUUUGACAGAAGGUUCGGUCGUUGUCCAACAAGUAGACGAGCGAGCCAAUAGUAGGGCGGGACACAGCCGAACCCCGAACGGCUUCAAUAGUGGUAACGGCGGCGGCGCCCGAGGCUCGACGGGGCUGACAGACACUUCGGUGUCGGGCGGGACACUUGAAGCGGCGCUCGUUGACGACCUAACGGCUGCUGGUUUCCAAUCCCUUGACGGCAUUUUGGAGGGGAUACUGGAGGGGGAACAUGAGACCCAUGGGUCCAGCGUAAGACACAAUGUCGAGGAACGACCCAUGGGUCACGCGGUCACACCAUCGGCAGGGUGCAACGUCCCCAAUGCUGACCACGGCCCAAUUAGCUGUACGAACGUAGCCGGGCGCAGCGAACACGAGGUCGUUGGGUUUGAGGAAACAGAUGAGGGAGGUGCCGUCUCCGCGUCUUCACACCUCAUGGAGUGCUGGCACGAGGUGGUCGCGAGCUGCAUGGUACUGACCCCCGGGUCGGGGACCUCUGGCGCCUCUUCGUCUUCCUCUGCCGCUUCGCCUCCCCGUCUGGCGCUGGUGUUGAUGCAGCGCGACGUGAGCGCCAAGGUGGUUGCGGAGCGGCACGUGGCGCGGGUGAGUGAGACGGAGCACCGCCUGCUGGAGCAGAUCUUCCCAAGGCAUGUCCUGCAGUACAUCAUGGAGGAAGCGGACUGCGGCCAACCACCCUUCAUAACCGCAGCCUCUUCCGUCGCCUCCCCGCAACAGCAGGAGCAGUGCCAGUACCCAGACGACCAGCAGCAGCAACAACAACAGCAAUUGUCAUCGCCCGCUGGCUCGGCUGGUUCGGCUUCUGCUGCCGCGAACCAGGCGUCACCCCCCAUGGCGGCGAACUGGCGGCCGCACAUCCGCGACUGCAACCGCCUGGCUACGUGGCACCCAAAGGUGACGGUGCUGUUUGCGGACAUCCAAGGCUUCACCCCCAUGUGCAAGGUGCUGCCCCCCCGGGUGGUCAUGUCCUUCCUCAACACCCUCUUCACGCGCUUCGAUGCCAUGCUGGACGAGUACGGGGUGUACAAGGUUGAAACCAUCGGUGACUGCUACAUGGUGGCGGGCGGGCUCAUCCGGGAGGACGAGGACGGCAUGUCUGCCGUACAGGGUGCGGGGCAGGUGGACCCGGACCAGGUGGCCAACGUGGUGGGCUUUGCCAAGGCCAUGCUGUCCGCCGCCUCCCGCGUGGUGCUGCCCACCAGCGGCCAGCCCGUGCGCGUGCGCGUGGGGGUGCACUGCGGCCCGGUGGUCAGCGGAGUGGUGGGCACGCGCAUGCCCCGCUUCUGCCUCUUCGGCGACACCGUCAACACCGCCAGCCGCAUGGAGAGCACCGGGGUGCCGGGGGCGGUGCACGCCAGCCAGGAGGCGUGGGACAUGCUCCGGCAGCGGGACCCGGCGGCGGCGGAGGGCUGGGAGCCCACGGGGGGCAUCGAGGUCAAGGGAAAGGGCCUUAUGCGCACCUACGUUUGGACACCACCCGAGUCGCAACCACCAUCAUCGGAAGCGCCCUCCGCGACUGCGCCGUCGACAACGACGGAGCCAUCCGCAGCAGGCGCUGCCGCGACCGCGGUUACGGCAACCAGCGCGGCACCAGCCAGCGGUUGGGUUGCGACGACGACGACAACGACGGCGGCGGUGGCAGCGUCAGCCACUCUGUUUACACCAGAGCGAGGUCCCCUGCCGCCGGCAGGCGCCACCACCGCCACCACCGCCACCACCACCGCCAAGGUCGCGGAUGGGACCGCUCAUGCCGCCAGCACCGGCAGCAGCAGCAGCCGCUCCUCCUUCGGCCGCAUCCCCACCCCUCUCGCUGGCGCGCUGCAGCACCCGCCGCUCCCCGUGCUGGGCAGCGCCUGGCGGCCCUUCGUGGCGGCCGCGCAGCUCCGAGCCCAGCUGGACACCGCCACCAGCACCACCUCGGGCAGCAGCAGGGCGACGGCGGUGGCGACGUCGGGCUCCAUGGGAGGCGGCAGCGGCUGCGGCGGGCUGGCGCAGGUGGGGUGCGGCAGGCUGACGCUGCCGCCGGCCAGCCUAGCAGCCAUGCUGGCAGCUGGCGUGGGGGUCGGCGGCGGUGCUGUCGUGGCGUCGGGCGGGUGGUACGACAGCGGCAGUGCACCUGCUGCAGCAGGAGCCAGUGGCGCUGAUGCUGUUGGUAGUGGUGGUGGUGGUGGUGGUGGUGGUGGUGGUGCUAAUGGCGACGCAAUCAUCGAUCAGCCCUCCGUUGUCGGCAUGAGUGAUACCUCGUCCAAGCUGCGCUGGUCCAGCCGCUAUGCUGAGUUCGUCCGAGGCGAGGCAUCCGGCCCGGCCGGCCCUUGGGAGGAAGGGGAGGCUGCGGCGGCGGCGGGAGCAGCGUCGGGAAGCAACGCCGCCGCCGCCGACAGUGGAGCUGACCACGUCGUCAGUGGCGGCGGGUUCACCGGCCCGCCCCGCGGUCGUGUCGCGGAGCUGAAGGGCUCGGUCAUGAGGAAUGUACGGCACUCUGGCGGGUCGUUGCCUGUGAGCGGUGGGGGCGGGGGCAGGGGUGUCGUACACGUCUCCUCCGCCUCCCUGGAUGCUGGCGACGCCGGCCUGUCGAGCGACUGCAGCAGCGUGGCCCUGGCGGAGGUGCUGGGGCUGGGGGAG